Messenger RNA from Cladophialophora yegresii CBS 114405, 1422 nucleotides. RefSeq lists its product as uncharacterized. Lineage: Eukaryota; Fungi; Ascomycota; Eurotiomycetes; Chaetothyriales; Herpotrichiellaceae. The record is from RefSeq and is a predicted model, not a curated record. The coding region runs from base 1 to 1422 and encodes 473 amino acids. The transcript is spliced from 4 exons.
AUGGCGACCGUGACAACGCCCAUCCAUCUGCAGACGUCCAGCCACCGCCCAAGGCAAAUCAGCGACAAGAGACGUGACAAGAAACGCGUGGCCGAUCGACUAUGCCAACGCCAGGCACGAGCCCGCACAAAGAACAAGAUCGCCGAGCUGGAAGCAUUAGUGGCGCACCUGACGAGCCAGUCCGGCAAUGAAAUCUACAAAGAGCUGAAGGACGAAUUGGAAAAGUCUCGCGCGGAAAGCUCAUCUCUCAGGCGCAAACUCGCAACCAUCGCAUCGAUAGCUCGAAUCGGCGACGAAGGCCCAGUAAAGGCAGCGUAUCAUACUCCUCGCAACGAUGAUGCCGAUAUUUCCCUCGAGCAAGACAUUUCUAUUUCCGCUGCCGAUGAUCUGGAAGUCCACGAUGAAUCUGCUGCUCACCAAGGUGGAAAUGCAUGUGAAAUCCAUGGGAAUUUUGACACCAACUUCCCUGGCGCUGAGGGCUCGACUUUCAACUUCUUGGGCGGCAUAUUGGACGUGGACACGCUCAAUCAGACCGGAUUUGCUGCAUCAUUCCCAUCACCAUUGACGCCUCAAGCCGACACGUUCGGGAGCGCAUCCAGCUUUGCCCCGCCAGCGACAACUUCAAUCGACCUUUCCUUCCCCGAGAGUCGGUCGUCCUGCUCGUGCGUUCCUCGUACUGAAUCCAAUAUGUGGUCGUCGAUGAGCCAGACGUUGAUGGACUGGAAGGACCAGCAGCGGCCCGGGCUGAAACCGGGCGAGAACCACGACGACAUCGCCGUUCGAGCCGUAACGGAAGGUUGGGACGCCCCGUCUCUAGGCACAUUGAGCGUCCCAUGGCGCAUCUUGUCGCAAGUCGAUCGGAAAGUAUGGGCCAACUGUCGCCCCGUAGAUCGGUUGGCCGUUCUCAGCAUCAUGAAUAUGCUCCUACAGAAACACGCCUAUGCCAUUGACUUCUUCGUGUGGCCCGGCAUCCGCGAAAGAUUCAUCUACCAUCAGCACAAGUACUGUUCCGACAAGUUCUGGUCUCUCCUCGCCCAGCAUUUCCGCUUCGUAUGGCCCUACGACCUCCGCGAUUGUUAUGCACAUAACCGAUCGACCGGCCGAUAUCAGCUGUCUGACCUGUUCCGUCGUCAUCUCAACGAUCUCUCGUCCUUCACCUUCUGUCACGACAUGUUCAACAGCUUCCCUGAGUUCGAAUGCGAUAUACCGAAAUACAUGACGAUUCCACGGAGCCUGGAAUGUGAUCCCCAUGUUGAAAUCGGCCGUGGUCCGGAAACACCAUCUUUGGUUGGCACACGAGCCCAGUGGCCGUAUUUCAUACCAGGCGAAGUAGAACCUGACGAUAUGGCGGAAGGCAGCGGCCAUACGAUCGUGCCGUGGGCCCCGCAGCUCCAAGUGCCGAGUCGUCACUUCAGCUACUGA